AUGAAGUCUUCAAGCUCCUCUACACCAGCAGGCAGCUCAAAGAGUAGAAAUGUCACAUCAAUACAUCUCAAUCUAUGUGGUCUGAUGGCUAGCAAUCUUUUAGCCACCUAUGAGGCUGAGGCACAGAAAUUCUAUGCAGAAGCACUAGCUGCUGCAAAUAUGCUUGAUCAGAUUGAAGAAGAUCUAGAUGUCAUGAAGACAAAAAAUCUAUCAAAGACACUGAUUCUUGAAGUCACUGUGAAGACACUAGUUAAGAAUUGA
Messenger RNA from Paracoccidioides brasiliensis Pb18, 261 nucleotides. RefSeq lists its product as uncharacterized. The coding region runs from base 1 to 261 and encodes 86 amino acids. The record is from RefSeq and is a predicted model, not a curated record. The transcript has a single exon.